GUUUGUUUAUUUAACAAAUUUAAACUUAAACUCACACACAUUACAUAUCACAUAUAAAUCAUGACUGCCGGUGAAAGUGCUUUCCCUAUUGGUUACUUCUUUAUCAUCUCCAAGUUGAACAACUUGGUUAUUGAUGUCGAGAACCCUACCGAAGCUGGCCCUGGUGCAAGAAUCAUUAUGAAAGAACGUCAGGCAAAGUCUCCCGAACGUGACAGUCAGCUCUGGAUCCAUCAGAACGGUUUCUUGACAAACAAGAUGACGGGCCUUGUAUUGGAUAUCAACAGAUCCCCCAGCUUUAUGGCUAUCUUUAAUGGUGAAAACCACCUCUACUUGGACCAGAUGAAGGAAGAGGAUACCGCUCACGACCAGAGAUUUGCUUUCGAGGAAGAGACGGGUUUCAUUUACUCUCUGCACAACGAAAACAUUGUGUUUGACAUUCGCAAGGCCGAGGUGGCUGAGGGUGGUCGUGUCAUUGUAUACAAGCGCAAGGGAAUCUCUGAAGAUAGCAGCAAGAAACCCCUGCACCAGUACUGGUCCGUUGAGCUCGGCGACCCUCCCAAGAUUGAUGAGGAUGACGAAGAGGAAGAUGAGAGCAAGCGUGCUCGUCUGAGAUCCUGGUUCGGUAACUGGUCUGGUUGGGAUAAGCGUAAGAACGGUAUGCUUGUAGAGCACGAUCUUGAGGAGGCACAUGAAAAGGUUUACACUGAGAAGAAGGCCAGCCUGAGUCACGAGUUAUUGGCCGGUGCUGCUGCAUUCGCUGCUGUUCAUGCUUGGGAGAAGCGCCAGGAAGAAGCUGGUGAGGAGGUUCACCACAGCAUGACCAAGAAGUUGUUGGCCAGUUUGGCCGCAGCAGAGAUGGUUAAAUUGUAUGAGGAGCGUGGUAUUGAAGAGGAAGACGAUGAUGAAGAAAAGAAGAUCGAGAAGAAGAACAUUCUCCAACGCAUGUCUGCAUCUGCUGCUCAGAAUCUCUUUGAGGCCAAGCACGGCAGAGUUUGAGCUUAGAGUCUGAUUAAGUCUUUAUUAAGUAAAUAGAUAACAUUCUAUUGUGGUAAAAAGAAAGAAAAAAUAACUGUAAAAAAAUAAAUAAACCAAAUUAAAUAAGCAAAUAACGGUACAUAUACUUUACACACC
Phycomyces blakesleeanus NRRL 1555(-) is the source of this 1131-nucleotide messenger RNA. Its product is annotated as carbohydrate-binding module family 13 protein. The record is from RefSeq and is a predicted model, not a curated record. The coding region runs from base 61 to 996 and encodes 311 amino acids. The transcript is spliced from 7 exons. NCBI's taxonomy places the organism in Eukaryota, Fungi, Mucoromycota, Mucoromycetes, Mucorales, Phycomycetaceae.